GUGAGAGUGUUGUCACUCAGCAUAGGAUGCUUGUGCUUGACUUUCGAGGUAAGAACCAUAGAAGACAAGUUAAACAACAAGUGGAGCCAAAGAUAAAGUGGUGGAGGCUAGAGGGAGAUCUUCAACAAAGCUUUACACACAAAAUGGUCGGUGAAGAUGUAUGGCGUAUUGAUAAUGAAACACAGGUGGAUGAUGUGUGGUUAUCAAUGGAGUUGACCAUUAACAAAGUGGCAAAGGAGGUACUAGGAGAAUCUAAAGGAUGUCGGCCACCUAAAAAGGACACAUCUUGGUGGAAUGAUGAGGUGAAACAAGCCAUAAGGAACAAAAGAGAUUGCUACAAAGAGUUGGGGACAAAUUGGAGUGAUGAGAACAUAGAAGCAUACAAGGAGGCUAAAAGACAAGCAAAGAAAGCCGUAAGGGAAGCACGAGGGAAAGUGAACAAGGAGUUGUAUGAAAAGUUGGACUCUAAGGAAGGAGAACUAGAUAUUUAUAGACUUGCUCGUCUUCGUGAUCGCAGAACUCAAGAUAUUGCAAAAGUUAAGUGUGUGAAGGAUGUUGAUCAGAGGAUAUUAAUGGACGACGGAGAGAUAAAAGAGAGGUGGAGGUCAUACUUUGAUACACUAUUCAACGGGAACAAAACGCAAGAUAUCGGCGAUUUGUCCAUACCAGAUUGUAUGGUAAACCGUGAUUUUGUGAGAAGGAUCCAAACAAUGGAAGUUAAAGAAGCUCUGAGGAAGAUGGGACGGAAAAGAGCAAUGGGGCCAGAUGGCAUACCGAUCGAGGCUUGGAGAAGUUUGGGAGAGAGAGGCGUCGAGUGGCUAACAAGUUUCUUCAACAUGAUUUGGAGAAACAACAAGAUGCCAACGAGUUGGAGGAAGAGUACUCUUAUCCCUUUAUUUAAGAAUAAAGGUGAUGUACAAGAAUGUGCCAACUAUCGAGGGAUUAAGCUUAUGAGUCACACCAUGAAACUUUGGGAGCGAGUGAUUGAGCAAAGACUUCGAAGGACUGUGAAGAUUUCAGAGAAUCAAUUCGGUUUUAUGCCCGGUCGCUCAACAACUGAGGCUAUUCACCUUCUUCGUCAACUUAUGGACACUACAACAAAAUAGACCUUUUGUAACACCUAUAAAAUGUUGCAUUACAUAGUUAAAAUGUUACAAAAAGCUUAAGCAACACUUUUAGGAGCGUUACUUCAGAUCCCGUUGCAUAAAGUCAUAUGCAACACUUUUCACUAUAUUAUGCAAUAUUUAAUAAAGAUGUUGCAUAAACUACACUAAUGUAACACUUUUAGACGAGGGAUUAAACACCAUCUUACGCAACACGUAUUUGCAUAAAAUGCAACACUUAUAAUAUGACUUUUUG
Molecule: messenger RNA, 1359 nt
Organism: Cuscuta europaea
Lineage: Eukaryota; Viridiplantae; Streptophyta; Magnoliopsida; Solanales; Convolvulaceae
Source: the annotation of a GenBank genome assembly